Molecule: messenger RNA, 9285 nt
Organism: Herpailurus yagouaroundi (jaguarundi)
Lineage: Eukaryota; Metazoa; Chordata; Mammalia; Carnivora; Felidae
Gene: PDE3A
Product: phosphodiesterase 3A
Exons: 17
Coding region: 1-3435 (1144 amino acids)
Biological process (GO): signal transduction
Molecular function (GO): 3',5'-cyclic-nucleotide phosphodiesterase activity
Source: RefSeq, a predicted model, not a curated record
AUGGCAGUGCCCCGAGAGGCCGCCCGAGUCCGAGACAAGCCAGGCCACGGUGGGGUGCAUCCAGCCCCCGCCGCGGGCCGGGACUACCCCGCUCGCCCCGGCGCCGCACCGCCGCGGGACUCCGGCAGCCGCGGCCGCUGGAGAGACCUGGUGCUGCAGUCGCUCCGGCGCUCCCGGAAACUUUCCUCAGCGCUGUGCGCCGGCUCUCUGUCCUUUCUGCUGGCCCUGCUGGUGAGGCUGGUGCGCGGGGAGAUCGGCCGGGACCCGGAGCAGAGUAAGGAGGUGGCGGCUGCGGCGGCGGAGGAAGCGGCCCUGGGAGCAGAAGGGGGCGUCUUCCCCGGGCUUCGGGGAGGUGCUCCCGGGGGCGGCGCGCCGCUCAGCCCCUGGCUGCAGCCCUCGGCGCUGCUCUUCAGUCUCCUGUGUGCCUUCUUCUGGAUGGGCUUGUACCUCCUGCGCGCCGGGGUGCGCCUGCCUCUGGCCGUCUCACUGCUGGCAGCCUGCUGCGGGGGGGAAGCGCUCGUCCAGAUUGGGCUGGGCGUCGGGGAGGAUCACUUACUCUCGCUCCCGGCCGCGGGGGUGGUGCUCAGCUGCUUGGCCGCCGCGACAUGGCUGGUGCUGAGGCUGAGGCUGGGCGUCCUCAUGAUCGCCUUGACUAGCGUGGUCAGGACCGUGUCCCUCAUUUCCUUAGAGAGGUUCAAGGUCGCCUGGAGACCUUACCUGGCGUACUUGGCCGGCGUGCUGGGGCUCCUCCUGGCCAGGUACGUGGAGCAAAUCUUGCCGCAGCCCGCGGGGGCGGCUCCGAGGGAGCAUUUCGGGUCCCAGCUGAUUGCUGGGACCAGGGAAGAUAUCCCAGUAUUUAAGAGGAGGAGGCGGUCCAGUUCCGUGGUGUCCGCCGAGAUGUCCGGCUGCAGCAGCAAGUCUCAUCGGAGGACCUCCCUGCCCUGCAUACCGAGGGAACAGCUCAUGGGGCAUUCAGAAUGGGACCACAAGCGAGGGCCAAGAGGAUCACAGUCUUCAGGAACCAGUAUUACUGUGGAUAUUGCCGUGAUGGGUGAAGCUCAUGGUCUCAUUACCGACCUCCUGGCAGACCCUUCUCUGCCCCCCAACGUGUGCACAUCCUUGAGGGCCGUGAGCAACCUGCUUAGCACCCAGCUCACCUUCCAGGCUAUUCACAAGCCCCGCGUAAAUCCUGUUAUUUCCUUCAGUGAAAACUACACCUGUUCUGAUUCUGAAGAAAGCUCUGAAAAAGACAAGCUGGCUAUUCCCAAGCGUCUGAGAAGGAGUUUGCCUCCUGGUUUGUUGAGACGUGUUUCAUCAACUUGGACAACCACCACCUCAGCCACAGGCCUACCCACUUUGGAGCCUGCCCCAGUCCGGAGGGACCGUAGUGCCAGCAUCAAACUGCAUGAAGCAUCUUCAUCAAGUGCUGUUUGUCCUGAUUCUUGGAAUAACCCAGUGAUGAUGACCCUCACCAAAAGCAGAUCCUUCACUUCGUCCUAUGCUGUUUCUGCAGCUAACCAUGUAAACUCAAAAAAGCCAAAUCGACCAGGUGCCCUAGCUAAAAUUUCACCUCUUUCGUCGCCCUGUUCCUCACCUCCCCAAGGGACCCCCGCCAGCAGCCCAGUCAGCAAAAUUUCUGCAGUGAAAUUUCCAGAAUCUGCCAACACAGCUGCCAAACAGGGCCUAAGUUCUCACAGGGCAUUAACUUAUACUCAGAGUGCCCCUGACCUAUCUCCUCAGAUCCUCCCUCCACCUGUUAUAUGUAGCAGCUGUGGCAGGCCAUAUCCCCAGGGGACCCCUGCUGCUGUGCCCCUGGAGAGAAGCAGUGCCACCAUUCGGACACCAAGCAGAACGGAUGACACUACUCAAGUUACCUCUGAUUAUGAAACCAAUAACAACAGCGAUAGCAGUGAUAUUGUACAGAAUGAAGAUGAGACCGAGUGCCCGAGAGAGCCUCUAAGGAAAGCUUCGGCUUGUGGCACCUACACGUCUGAGACCAUGAUAUUCCUGGACAAACCAGUUCUUGCUCCUGAACCUCUUGUCAUGGAUAACUUGGACUCAAUUAUGGAGCAGCUAAAUACUUGGAAUUUUCCAAUUUUUGAUUUGGUGGAAAAAAUAGGAAGAAAAUGUGGCCGUAUUCUUAGCCAGGUAUCAUACAGACUUUUUGAAGACAUGGGCCUCUUUGAAGCUUUCAAAAUUCCAGUUAGGGAAUUUAUGAAUUAUUUUCAUGCUUUGGAGAUCGGAUACAGGGAAAUUCCUUAUCAUAACAGAAUCCAUGCCACUGACGUCUUACAUGCUGUUUGGUAUCUUACUACACAACCUAUUCCAGGCCACUCAACUGUGAUUAAUGAUCAUGGAUCAGCAAGUGAUUCAGAUUCUGACAGUGGGUUUACACAUGGACAUAUGGGAUAUGUAUUCUCAAAAAUGUAUAAUGUGCCUGAUGAUAAAUACGGAUGUCUCUCUGGAAAUAUCCCUGCCUUAGAGUUAAUGGCCCUGUAUGUAGCUGCAGCCAUGCAUGAUUAUGAUCACCCAGGAAGGACUAAUGCUUUCCUGGUUGCAACUAGUGCUCCUCAGGCGGUGCUCUAUAAUGAUCGUUCAGUUUUGGAGAACCAUCAUGCAGCUGCUGCAUGGAAUCUUUUCAUGUCCCGGCCAGAGUACAACUUCUUAGUUAAUCUUGACCAUGUGGAAUUUAAGCAUUUUCGUUUCCUCGUCAUUGAAGCAAUUUUGGCCACUGACCUGAAGAAACACUUUGAUUUCGUAGCCAAAUUUAAUGCCAAGGUUAAUGAUGAUGUUGGAAUAGAUUGGACCAAUGAAAAUGAUCGUCUACUGGUUUGUCAAAUGUGUAUAAAGUUGGCUGAUAUCAAUGGGCCAGCUAAAUGUAAAGAGCUCCAUCUCCAGUGGACAGAGGGUAUUGUCAACGAAUUUUAUGAACAGGGUGAUGAAGAGGCCAGUCUUGGGUUACCAAUAAGCCCCUUCAUGGACCGUUCUGCUCCUCAGUUGGCCAAUCUUCAGGAAUCCUUCAUCUCUCACAUUGUGGGUCCUCUGUGCAACUCCUAUGAUUCAGCAGGACUAAUGCCAGGGAAAUGGGUGGAAGACAGUGAUGAGUCAGGAGAUACUGAUGACCCAGAAGAAGAGGAGGAGGAGGAAGAAGCACCAAAUGAAGAGGAAACCUGUGAAAAUAAUGAAGCUCCAAGAAAGAAAACUUUCAAAAGGAGGAAAAUCUACUGCCAAAUAACUCAACACCUCCUGCAGAACCACAAGAUGUGGAAGAAAGUCAUUGAAGAGGAACAGCGGUUGGCGGGCAUAGAGAGUCAAUCCCUGGACCAGUCACCCCAACAGCAUUCCUCAGAACAGAUCCAGGCCAUCAGGGAAGAAGAGGAAGAGAAAGGGAAGCCAAGAGGAGAGGAGAUCCCAACCCUGAAGCAAAACCAGUGACGAUGGAUAUAAUGAGCUGUGUUUCCCAACAGAGUGACUUGUCACAGACUCUUUUCAAGCCAGCACAACACUUAGACACAACACUGUAGAAAUACAAGAAGAUGGGCAAACAGCUAUUGCAUUUGGGAAUUCUUCGCAUUUUAUGUGUUUAUUUUUACAGUGAGGUACAUUGUUAAAAACUCUUGCUCGGAGAAGCUUUCACAUUUGCAACACCAGCUUCCAAGGAUUUUUUUUAAGGAAGAAGUAUAUAUGUGUGUGUGUAUAUAAGCUCGCACGUAGAUACAUGUAAAACAUAUUCACACACAUACACGCACAUGCACACUGAAAGCCAGGGUUACUGGCUCCACACUUUAGUAACAUUCAUAUUAAGAUAUAUAGUGGUCACUGUGAUAUAGUAAGUUAUAAAGGAAAAAAAAAGGAAAACAAUUCACAGAGGAAAUGGGGCGGCUUAGCAGGGAAACAGUGCAGUGAAUGUAAGUUACCAACUAAGGAGCUUUUGCUCUUAGUACUGACGGAUGAAAGUUCCAGAGCAUUAUUUGAAUUCUUCUACAUCCUGCCGAUAUCGUGUGUGUAUGUGUGUGUGUGUGUGUGUGUGUGUGUGUGUGUGUGUGUGUGUGUGACAGAGAGGAGAGAGAGCAUGCUUGUGUGUAUGUAUGUGCUUAUGUCAACAGAGAUUUUUAUGGUUUUAGUCAUUCAUAGAAUAGCUGCGGCAGAUGACUCAGCACAUCUGAACAAACGGAAGGCAGUUCACUCUGGAGUGUCUGAGAGGCAGCCAUUCCAAAUGCCUUCCUCCAUUUAGCUUCAGUCCAGGGCCCUCUGAAGAGGGGGGGUAUUCACAGGCUGGUGAGAGGGCCACGGGAUUGGUACUAUGCUAAUGCACCACUUGGAGGCUCUCUAUCGCCGGCCUUAAACCUGGAAGACUGAGGCAUUUUCCAAUCUGCUUGCCUAAUGAAUGUAUAGGAGCUGUUUGUCUGUGAGUAUGUCUGUCACUCAUGUAAGAUCAAAUCAACUAUUUUUAAGGGGAUGGCAUUCUUUAUACAUAAACACCUAAGAAGGGGCUGAAGUCCGAUCUUUUAAUUAGGUUAGAAUUCUGAAAAGUUGCCAGAGGAGACUUGGGGGAAUUGCUCUUCACGGUGACCUUCCAUGUCUUAAAUAUGCUGCAAAAUGUGUGGUAGAAAAGAAGAAAAAAAGGCAAACAGAAACCCACUAUGGGACAUAUAGCGAGAGAUGAAGGGGGAAAAUUGCAACCUAGGGUUUGGUGUUUGUUGACGUAGUGAAAGCCUGAUUCUGGGCAACUGUUGAAGAUUGGCUUUGGGUGGUGAAGGUCCCACUGACAACAACCUUGUUGUGGUGUUCCACGUGCCGUGGGGUAAGGUAGCUUCUGUCUGCAAUCUGGCCCAUUGUCAUGUUUCUUUUGGCAGGGAAAAUUAUAGAGGGAAUUUUGGGUACUGGGCCUAUUAUUGAAAGUCUUUUUUUUUUUUAUUUGUUCAUCUACACUUGUUUAUGCUGUGAGCCAAACCUUAUUUAAAAAGUUGAUACUCACUUUCAAUAUUUUAUUUCAUAUUAUUAUAUUUGUCAUGAAUAGUUAUCUUGAUGUAAAUAUAAAGAUUUUUUUUGUUUCUGUAGAUAGUAAACUCUUUUUUUUAAAAAAGGAAAAGGGAAACAUUUUUAUAAAGUUAUAUUUUAAUCACCAUUUUUAUACAUUGUAUCUAUCUCCAAGCCCAGUAAGAGAGUGAUGAAUCAUUUGCACGGAGGUCUAAGGACAGCCACAUAUCUACCUAUUCUAAUUUAAAUGAUAAUCAGAUAGUUAUUUUAUGCCAAUUAAAGGAAGAUGCCACAAAGAAUGUUUUUUCCUAGGAACUUUGAACUUUUAGGUCACUUUGGGGUUCAUGUCUCCCAAAGAGAAAGACUUGCAUAACCAAUACUGAAUUUUUAUAAUUGGUAUCCAUUUCUUGCCAAUGUUUUUUGGUUAUAAUUCCUCCUUCAGUACUAUGUACGGAAGAACGAUCUUAGCUUCUAAGUUAACCUUGAUGGUGAUUUCUAAUUUUUCUUUCCUCUGAAGUCAUAGCAAAGAGUGUUUACAUUAAAAAUGCUUUUGUUUCUCAUAAAUGAAUAUUCUUCCUUUCCAAAGCAGUGAUUUUACAUUAACCUAUGGCAUUUUUCAAAUAAGGCAAACAUAAUAUAAUCGAAAGUAAACACAAUUUCAGGGCAGAUUUCCCAUUAAGUAGGAAAAUAUGAAAAAGGAUCAAAUAGAUGCAGACUCUGCUUCAAAAAUGAGAAUAAUUUCAUAUUUUUGUGUUAACACUAGGUCUUCACUAUUCAGGAUUUAUUGAGUUGUUUUCCAUUUUCUUAGUAAUGCUUUUGUGUCUCAUGUUUGCAAAAAUUACUGUGAGUCCAAUGCAUUUCCCCAGUGACAUUAACUGUUUUCCUUCCCUUGCAAAUAAGAGAAGAGGGGGAAAAAAUGUGCUCGUUUAUCUCUUGUACCUAAUUACUUAAGAAAACAAAUCUUUCCCCAUUCUCCAAAUGUCGUAUGACAAGUAUCUAAAACACAGGUGAAAGUGAGCACAAAUAUAGGUUGUGGAGCAAGUAGUGUGAGCAAAACAGUCACGAGUCUAUAACUGUGUAUUGGCAGGUGCUGCGUCAAAGCUGGCCAGUCUGGCUGCCAGAGUAGAGGUCUUAGCAAAUGACCCAGUUGUGUUUAUUCUGUUUUAAAGUACCUGAAAUAAUGGUGGCCUAAGCACUUAGAACCUCUUCAUUCCCAAAUUGUGUUAAUCAGUCCAGGCAGAUUGAUCACCUUUUUUUCUUCAAAAAUCAGUUGCCAGGAUAUUACAGCUAAAAGUCCAUUGAAAUAAAAAAAUAGAGAUCAAGGAUGACCCUUUCAUACACAUUCAGUACAUCCCAAAGGAUGACCAGGGGCAUAGAAAGAUCUUUUCUGCUGGCUAUGUUCUCCCCCUCCUCGGUGACAGCAGUAUUACUGUGUUCACUUCCAACUCCAGAGCUUAUUCCCUGUGGUGCCAGUGUGUUUGUUGCAAUUUGCUACAUUUUUAUAUGAGCCUAUUUAUAGGUGCCAUUUAGGUAAACUCAGGUCUUUCAAAUGAAGGAAUCUGUAGCCCAUUUAGGAAAAAGGAUCAUUGUACAGAUAGCCAUAAACCCAAUGGGAGGAAAACUCGGAGCUGGUGACCUUGAUGCUAGGGGUUGCUCUUUGUUAAGGAAAAGACCAGGUAUUACUAUGAGUGUCAUCACUGUCAUUUCCAGCAUGCUAUUAUAAUGUCCUUUCCAGGUAUCCAACUAAGCCAACCUUUAGGAUAUCGUUUCCUUGGUGAGAACACCACUUUAGCUUUUUUCUAAACUAUAAAAUUUUAUUUGUCAUUUCUAUAAGAUUUGGUUUUCUCUCAGUAGAUGAAGAUAGUAGCACUGUACAGGGAUAGAUCUAUACUAGUCUUCAUCUGGCAAGUGAAGGAAUGUCCUCAUGUUUAAGAAAAUACUCAUUUUCUAAAAACAGAAUACCCAAUUCUAUAUGUUCCGUUUUGAUCGACUUCCAGAACAAACCCCUAAUUAUUGCAAUCCCAGUAAAACUAAAGAAAAGGGAUUGUACGAUGUGCAGACUGUUCGUAUUACAUGUAUGUAUUGUGAUUUCCUCAUGUCCCCUGCCUCUCUUGAUUUGCGAUUUCCCGACGUCCCCUGUCACGUGCCCAGAGAACUUUCUUUGAAGGUAAAAGCUGUGCAAGAGGCAUGAGACUCAGGCCUAUUCUUUGUUUAAAUGGUGGAAAAAUAUAAAUUAUUUUCUAAGUAAUAAAGAUAUGCAAAUUAUCAUUGUAAAUAAAGUCUAAAGUUUGAAAUGACUGCUUUAUAUAAGUGAUAUUUGUGUGAUGAACAAUUCCUGACCAAUGAGAAGUGACUGAUCAAAAAAUCAUUUCUAGCCUACUUUGGGAGGUAUUUUUGGUGCUUCGCUGUCAGUAUGGGGAUCUCCAUUGUCCUCACCUUUUGAAAUAUUUCUAAAAUAAUAAUGAAAACCACAGUAAGGAUCUUACUGUCCUUUCUUCCAUCCUAACCCUAAGUCCCACUUAAUGCCUUUCCUGGUUUAUAUUCCACUUUGGAAAUAAACUGUCUUUUCAAACUGGCAGAAGCCUCCAGUAAAACCAACUUUUGUAAGCUUUCAUAGCCUGGGGUAAAUCAAGAUUCUCCUUAUUCUAGGGAUUCUCAGCUCCUGUGUGUGGAAAGAAAAAUAUCAGUAAAAUUUCAAAUGCUCAUAGGUUACCUCCAGACCAUUGAUAUCUAAAAUAUCUGUAUACUUCGAAACCAAACUGAGUUUCUUUCAUUCACCUUCGCUUCUAACAAGCAGCAAAAUACUUUAUGAUCGUUGUUCUAGGUCAUUCAUUUCUCUUGUGAUUUUUCCAUGAAAGGAAACUGAAUUUGCUGAUACUGUUCGUCUGUUUUUCUAAUCUGUUCAACAAAAUUCCACCAUAAGAUUAGGAGACCAAUUAGCCGUUUUAAGCGAGGAGCAUUCCAAAAUUAAAUUACUCUUAGAACCUCUAAUCAGGGCAAAAUAUGCAAGUUUUAGGUCCACCUGUAUUCAUAUCAGUUUGUUCCUCUAGUAAAUACUCAAAUUCUUAUUGCAUAUUUGAUUGAUUGCAUAUUCAGUGCAUAUAAGCACUGAAUUAAUUAAACUAUAAACAAUGCAUUCAGCAACUUAAAUUGAGGUUUGCAUGGUAUUUAUAAUGUUUAGCACUAAUAAUCCAUGAUCAGAGAAGAACAGAUUUUUCAGUCUAUGUUACAUACCAUGGCAAUUUGCGUAUCACCUCACACAUUUCAUUUAUUACCAUGCUGCAACUUUACCUUACCUAAUGGUGCUUUUACCUUACCUGAGUGAUCUUUACAUUCAUAUUAUCACAUCAUUCAAACAGGUUAACAAUGGUGACAAAAAAUAAUUAGGCAUUGUCCUGCUAAAUAUGUUUAAAGACCCAAAACUAAACCUUAAAGCUUUAUUAUUUGGUGGAACUCCAUGUUAACAUCUGCAGAUUCAUAAAUACUGAUCCACCGUAAAUUAUUUUAGUACAGUAAGGCUGUAAAUUAUAUGGAAUUGUAUAAAGAUGGAAAACAAAAUUAGCUUUUGCUCUGUGCUUCAGGUUGCAAAAUGAGCCCAAAUUUCCUAGCUAAAGGUAGCGGGUUCUUCUCCAUAUUCUACUCCUAAGGUUGGUUACUUGAAAGGCAUUGGUAUUCACGGAUUUCUGCUUCCCUCAACAGAAGAGAAGUCAACCCUUCUUUUGAUAGAUAGUGAACAUGUACCUGUUCAGAAAAGUUUCCUCAUUGCUUCACAUCAAGAAGAGGUUCUUUAAGCAUGCAAAUAAUCCAUUAAAAAAAUGCUUCAGAGAGUAAUAUUGUCAUCGUAUAUGAAGCACUGACCAGGCAAUAAACUACACCCACUACUUCAUCUACCAAGACUGAUCAAAUGGUAGGUCGGAAUUUGAAAUCCAUUAACAGAAACAUAAAUUUUUAAAAAUCAUGUUAAAGCUUUACUGCUUUAACUAAAAUUUCAGUGUCAGUAAAAGUACCUAUUUCAAAUGAAACAAAUUUUAGCAGGGAAUUCUUCCUUUCCUCUUUAAAAAAAAAGAAAGUCAAACUCAUAGGAGACAAGUGUGACUUCUCUUCAGUUUUACUUCUCUAACUCAAAAUAGUCAAGGAAAAGUGAUCAGAAAUUCUCCGCCAUAAUAAGGAAUAAGAAUACCCUUCACCUAAGUUACAACUCUCCACACCCAGUUUCAUUGUGCAGUCCAUGGUACCAGAAAGCAGAAAAAAAAAAAAAAAAAAAAAGGUUAUGGAUCAGGAGUGAACACAACAUAAAAUGUGAAG